Messenger RNA from Zymoseptoria tritici IPO323, 6513 nucleotides. RefSeq lists its product as uncharacterized. NCBI's taxonomy places the organism in Eukaryota, Fungi, Ascomycota, Dothideomycetes, Mycosphaerellales, Mycosphaerellaceae. The transcript has 15 exons. Bases 1 to 6513 code for a protein of 2170 amino acids. The record is from RefSeq and is a predicted model, not a curated record.
AUGCAUGCUUGCAUCACGAGCAAUAGCCUUUACAGCAUAGAGACGCAUCGGAGUUGGUUCCGAUUAUGCGUGAGAGAUCCUGAACGCAAAACGCUACCAGACUUCUUCACCUCUCGGCUGGACGCACGAUCAGUUGAGAUGAGCCUGCUCUUGCAUACCCGUCUUCGGCAUGUCAAAUCUCUUGCUGAGCACCUUCAUGACCUCAAUCAUUACCUUCUGGCGCUCGACGAACUCGGCGCAAUCGGCGGAGAGUCGCACUUCGACAGCGGCAUGACCAUUUCUACCUCCUUCUCAGUGCGCUCCUUCCGAAAGCCCGAAUUCGACGAUGUGCAGUGCAGAAUUUCGAGCUACUCCCACAACACAGUCUCGCCUAUCAUGGCCGACAGCGACCCAUACAAAAAGGCGGAUACCAGGACGGACCCCUUCACCAUGGACCUUGCCACGCGCAAAAGCACCAUGGGCGAACUGCGCGAUGAGCAGAAAUGGCUGGCGAAGCAAACGAAGCAAUUCGUGAAAGAUGAGAGCAAGAGCCUCGCAGGUGUUACGGAGGAGAUGUCAACGUUCCCGACAAAGCAGCAAGGCAAUCACUUUGCGCCUGCGUUCGCCGAUCCUCUGUUGAGCGCGUACGAUCUCUUGAGUACCGGCAAACUUGACACCGCAAUCGACCACCUCGAACCCCUCUUGGCCCAAAUGAAGCACUACCGCACUGAGCUCAAGAAGCCAGAGUACCAGGAAGGCGUCAAGCGCGUGAUGAAGACGUACAUGGGCGUUCUCGACGACCUGCCACGAACGAAAAGCUUGGAAGUCGAAGCUUCCUCGCGCUACGCCAACGACACCCAGGGCAAGCUCAACGAAUACUUCCAGACGAUUGCCCGGCAAGCGAGCGGAGGUGGAGGCAAGCAUGGUGCGGGUAGAAAGAAGAUGCCGGGUCUGGACGAGGAGCUCGAUGAUGGGGAGAAUGAACACGACGAAGCUGCCGCCGUCCCCAAAGACCCCAAGAAGAAUUUGAGCAAGGCGGAGCUGGAAAAGGCUAAAAAAGCAGAGGCUUCGAAGAUCAAGACAGAGCAUGCCAAGGCGGACGUCUUUGACUUUGGAGGAGGAUCUGAUGGCGAGUCGGGACGCGAGAUCAAGCUCCCUGCUUCAGGUGGAAAGCCGGCCAAUGUCGUGGCCAAGAAGGAAAAGAAAAAAGACAAGAAGCUCGCCGCCACCACAAGCUCGCCGGUCGGACAGCGUAGCGUCUCUCCCUCCGGUGACACCGACAAGGACGAGUCCACUGAGAAGGCGACCCCAUCGCUGGCCCCAGCCCCUCGGUCUUUGAGGAGCAGAACUAAAACUGCAGCGACACCCUCGUCAGCAUCCACUCUUGCGACUGCGAGGACCAGCGGACGCACAAACUCUCGCUUCCAAUUCUUGAAUGGUAAGGCGCAUGAUCUGCCGCUGACAUGUGAAGGCCCCAUCAACCACACCACAACGACAACAUCAUCCAGAUAUCAUCAGCCUCUGCGCACUACAAUGGCGGCGGCGACGUAUGCGACUCGCGAGGAGCUGAAUCUGCCAGUCCUCAUAUUCGAAGCCGACGAUGUCUCUGGAGCCAAUCCGGUUGCCGAGCUGGAUACUGAUGAGAAGAAGAUCCGCCAGAUGUUGCUUGGGAAAAUCGAGCGGCUAGACAGUGUGGCAGACAAGCUUUUGGCUCAGAAGAAGAAGGUCAUACUCCGUGAUGUUGACGGGGAUCGCGCAAAGGUCUGCGUGGGCACCAAAGAUGGAGACGACGUGCUGCUCGUGCUUCGCAAGUCCGGUGGUACCAUUGGCAAGCCUCAGACGUACAUACCCGAGCUUCAUUGCGGCAAGAUGCUCAACAUCCUGGAUCCGGGCAUCAUCUUCUUUACCGAGCAGCUCAGUCUCGAAUUCUUCCUUCGAAACAAGAGGUACAAGAAGCUCGGCAUCAAGAAUCAGGGUCAGCUUCUCAAAGCGUGGAAACGCUGGCUGGUCCGUGUGUGGGCACACAUGCUGCCGACGUCCAAAGUCGUUCAUCACAGCGGUCGAAGCCAGGAGGAUAUGGCAAAGGCCAAGCCGAGCGGGCGGAAGCGUGGCAGAUCGGGGGCCCCGCGGACGAAUGGCCAGGCAGACAACCAUCCCGCCGCUUUGACCGAAGCCGAGCAAGCCAACAAGGAGCUCGAUGACAAGUACGGCGUCACUCGCUCGGAGGAAUGGUGGUCAAAGUUCAACAAGAGAAGCAAGGACUUUGAUCUUGACGACGAGGAGGUUGUCCGGAGUAUUCGUGCCGGUUGGAUCAAGGCCAAGUAUCCCCUGGAUCAAGGCAGAAUGGAGAGUCCAAGUCUGGAGGUGCUCGAGGAAGCCAAGGCCGGCGCGCAGAUCAACAAGGUCACCAUUGAGAACACCGUGGACUACCAGAAUUGGCUUUGGGGCCAGUCGAUGGGCGCGAGGGGCAAGGUAAACCAGACCUUCUAUCCAAGUCUCUUCGAGCGGCGUGCUAAGGCAAAACAGGCGGAGCAGACGAAGGGCGAGCGUGGCAGGUCCGGAACGCGGAGGAAUAAGCCGAACGCAGGUGUGGAGUCUGAGGCGGAUGGAAGCACGAUGGGCGCACCGCCGAAGAAGAAGCGUGCGUUUACGAAGGAGCAGCUGGACUUUCUGAAGAGCGUCAAGCUGCCAAUACAAUCAAAGAUUCCGUUUGGGUGUGACAGAUGGGUACUCCGGGGGACCUCGGAUUACGUCUCACCUGACGAGGACCAGAUCUCCACCUUCAGUGAUCAGCUCGAUGAAGUGAUCGGCAGGCCUGCGUCGCGGAAGCUAGGCAGCAGGCGGACCACCAGUAUCCGGCACCAAGACCAGAGCGAGGACGAGAAGAAGCCUGCCGUCAGGCGUGGCAAGCUCAAAAAGAUCAAGCGAGGGAAACCUCAGAGCGUCCAGCGCGGCAAUCCGAGGAGCUACGAUUUCAGUGUGGACCUUGCCAGUGACGCCGAGGACUCAUCCGACGAGCAGCCCGCCCGUUCGGCAAGAAGGAACCCGAAGAAGAGUCCCGCUCGCGGCCGCCGAUUAACAGGUCGUGAAAUCAACGAGGAGCACGUGGCAGAUGAGGACGAGGCAUCAAACGAGGGCCUCGAGCCUGCUAGCCGGGCGAUUGCUGCACGACAGAAGAACGCAGACAAGGGCCGGCGAGCUCCAUCCUGGACCGAGGAGGACGAUGCAUCGGAUCAGGCCAAUCGAGAUGAAGCUACAUCGAACGAAGAGCCCGUCAAGACGACAGCACGCCGACUUGCUCCUCGCGCGACCUGUGAAGACGAAGUUUCGGACGAGAUCGCCGAUGAUGAAUCUGCACUUCGAUUAUCGGACAACGACCAAGACCACGGACCAACCUCGCUGCAUACAUCCACAGAUGAUCAAGGAGAUCCCCUCGGCAAUGUCGUGCCGCAGUCCCAGCUAUUCGACGUCGUCGAAGACAACUUGACUCAGCUUGAUCUGAUCCUGCGAGACAACGCUCGAGCCAAUGGCGAUCUUCACGAGUCCAGCGAUAACGACGAAGAUCAAAGCGAGCUGCUCGAGACUGGCAGUGAUGCAGAUGAUGGCAAUGGAAAGCGUGACGCUCGUGGUGCAAAGGAUAUUGUGGUUCCUCGAUCCUCUCCUACCCGAACACCCGAGUUAAGUGAAGAUGAUGAUGACGACCUCGUCGUCCCGCAAUCUCCAGCCGCGCGUAUAGCCACAUCAUUGUCUCUCCCCGAAGAUCUUAAUGGUGCCGCGCCUCCGAACCCGAUUGCCAUCUCACCGUUACACGCCAGCUCCACGCCAACCUCGAGCGGCCGAAGCGAGCCGGUCGUCAAUCUACUACGGAAGCAAAAGCAGGCCGUGUUGAAAAAGCACGGCCUACACGGGCUGGCCACAUUCACCGCACGUCAAGAGGAUCCGGCAUGGCGGGCGAAGAAUUCCAACUUUUCCGGUGAGGUCACUGACCUCCACUUUACCAUUGCGGCCACCGCACACCCCGAGGUGAUCAAAGCUGCAGUCAAGGGAUCAUGGAGACGUCGGUACAAGGAGCAUGCCCCGCUGAGACACGCCUUAGAUCUGCUGUAUGCCCAUGCGCUGGAAGAAGACCAUCCGCACAUCUACGUGAACGAGAUUUCGGACAACAAUGGCCACUCCCCAACACCACGCGAGCUGCUCGCAGUGGUCGGAGAUGCGCGAGCGUACUACCGGAACGAGCGGCGUGAUCUGAUCAAACUCGUCGACAAAUUCCGCACCCCACAUCCAACACUCGUGGAGGACUCGAACCCCAGGUUUCGCCGCUACGUAUGGAAUCGCCAAAAGAACAAGCUGAAAGGCAGGCGUGUGAAGGAAGGCCUCAAGUUCUGCAACAAUCUGCACCAACGGCUGCUGGAUAUCGAUCGUUCUUUGUGGGACCAGCCUUUGGACGUGCCGCUCGUGGAAUUGGGAUACACAGACGAUAUCAGUACGCGACUACGAGCUCAUCGAGCCCACAGCGGAUCGAAUCACAUAAUGAAUCUCUUUCAAGCGCUGCUCCACCUCCGCCACCCCGGUCGAUUCCAACUGCACCAAUACGCCAUCUAUUCGUGUGUCGCCGCCGAGCACGUCUCCAUGGCCGAGGUGUUCUUCACACGAGUAAGCGAAGGCUACACAGGCAAUGCCGGCGGCUUCAGCUUCUACCAAGCUGGGGUGAGCGUGGCGUCCAGCUAUCGCGACAAGGGGUGGAAGGAGGCGUGGAAUUGGGCAGUUAAGAACAUGAGGAUCGAAAAAACCUGGCAAACUGAGAAGGACUUUUCUGUUCGGCGUCGCGCGAUGCAGAAGGAGGCUUUGAAAGACAUCAGAGAAACGACCGAAGCCCUCGCCAAGAGUCGAUACGAGGGAGACAUUCCGAUGCAGGCAGACGAUGUCAGCAAGCUGCCCGAGAUUCUCAAAGCAACGUGGCUAUCUCAAGAGGCUGGAGUUCAAGCACAUAGCCUUCUUCGUUCUCAACAGUGUGUUCACGUUCCUGUCGCCACGAAAGCGAAGCUCUCGGAUUCCAAUAAGACUGUGAAGUUCACACAUUUCGCGCAGCACCCACGUUCGCUCGCGCGGGCCGUGCAUGCUGCGCUGCGGGCGCAGCAAACAGAUAAGCCACUUGCUGACGAAUUUGUGAAGAAGCGAAUCGUUCUUUUCCCUGUCGUGACAGGAAGUGGGAAGUGGAAUUUUGACAGCAUCCGAACCAGCGAUACCAACAAACAGAACGAGCGCCUCGACACCGACUCCAUGGCUACCACAGCAAGCCCGACGGGUAGCAAACUCGCCUUCCCUUUGGACACAGGUGGCAGUCUGUUCGACCUGCCCUCGCAGAGAGCCAUGCGCGCUUCACAGGCCAGACGGGCUCCUCGAGAAGCUGCGGUCGCAAGCAACCGCAACACCGACUUCACCGCGCCUCACGAGGACUUCGAACUCGACAAGCCAUCUCCCGGCACAUUCCCUGCAGACAAGGCAAACGAGCAGCAUGCGUCGAUGAUGGAGGGACCAGUUGUCUCUACACCGGCCUCGCCAGAUACUGAGCCUGCGGUGGAUGGCGGCAAGGAUGCUGGUACUGGUUCUGACUCCAGCUUCGACGAAGAUGAGUUCUUCAAGAAGAAUCGCGGAUCCAGCGAGGGCGUCGCGAGCGGCAAAAAGCAGGGUGAAGCUGCCGACGGAGAGCGCCAAAGCAGCAAGGGCGGCAAGGGCGGCAACGGUAAAGGUCAGGAAAGCAGCGGAGAUGACGACGAUGAUGAUCAGUCCGCCGACGCCGAUGGCGAGGACGACCCGCUCGAGCAAGUUAAGCAACCGACCCCAAAGGACGUCCAGAAGAUGCAGCAGAAGGUGAAGAAAGACAGGGAAUUGCUUCGUGCUGCAAAAGCAAGCGCAGAUGAAGCGGAAGAGAGGUUCACUACUGCCGCAAAGAUGGCAAAGCGCCAUCGGGCGCUUCAAAAGCUCUAUCAUGCGCACAAUACCGAACACAAAGUGGAGAAUCUCGAAAUGGUUGUGCCGAUGAUGGAAGAGCUAGAUCAGGCACUCCUUCAAAGCAACCCCGGUGAUGAAACUUCAACUGUCAACCUUGAGACUCGUAGUAACAGCGGUCCGUACUCUCUACGACGCAUCAAUGCCCGGCCGAACUAUGUCGUGGACAAGCCCCUCGCGAGCGAGCCCAGCGAUAUCGAUGAGUCGGAUCGAGAGGCUCCUGGGAUGGAAAUUGGACACGAAGAGGAUAUUCCAGUUGAAGAGGGAGACGAAGAUCGGGCCUUGCAAGAAGAGAUCGAAUACGAGCAGGACGGAAUGUUGGAGAGGAAGCGAGCACGCGAGCGAGGCGUGGCAGGGACUGGUGCUUACGAUGAGGAUGGAGGGUUUGUCGUGAACAACGAUUCGGAGAUACCUUUAGCAGGCGGUGCUGUCGGCGAGCUGGGCGAUGAGGAAGAGACUGCCACAACAUCAGAAUCGUCGGGGUCGUCGGGGUCGUCGGGAACGUCGCAAUCUUCGGGGUCAUGA